Molecule: messenger RNA, 228 nt
Organism: Oppiella nova
Lineage: Eukaryota; Metazoa; Arthropoda; Arachnida; Sarcoptiformes; Oppiidae
Source: the annotation of a GenBank genome assembly
AUGUUUGGCACCAAAUUCGCGUCCAUACAUACGGGACAGUCAUACCUACCAGUGCUCAUGACCGCGCUCUGUUACGGACCCCACUUUCCAUUUACUAAUAUAUCGCAAAUUAUUACACAACGUCUAUACGAGGCAUCACUUUUGCAGCGCUGGAUAAAUUGUUUUUUAAAUGAGUCCAUUAAUAGUGCGCACCCUACGUAUAGUGCGCCCAUAUAUACCCAGGUAUAG